AUGGCCGAAGUCGGCGAGGACAGCGGGGCCCGCGCCCUCCUGGCGCUGCGCUCGGCGCCCUGCAGCCCCGCGCCCUGCGCCCCCGCCGCGCCGCCGCCGUCGCCGCCGCCGCCGCCGCCCGCGCAGCCCCCGCCGCCGCCGCCCCCGCCGCCCGGCGCGAUCGCGGGGGACUCGGGGGGCCCCGGGGGCGCGGCGGGGGACGCCCUGGUGGCCGCGGCCGCCGCGUCCGUGCGCCGGAGCCCGGGGCCCGUGCUGGCGCGCCUGGAGGGCCGCGAGUUCGAGUUCCUCAUGCGCCAGCCCAGCGUCACCAUCGGCCGCAACUCGUCGCAGGGCUCCGUGGACCUGAGCAUGGGCCUGUCCAGCUUCAUCUCGCGGCGCCACCUGCAGCUCAGCUUCCAGGAGCCGCACUUCUACCUGCGCUGCCUGGGCAAGAACGGCGUGUUCGUGGACGGGGCCUUCCAGCGGCGCGGGGCGCCCGCGCUGCGCCUCCCCAAACAGUGCACUUUCCGCUUCCCGAGCACGGCCAUCAAGGUCCAGUUCACGUCGCUGCUGCCCCAGGAGGAGGCCCCGAUGUCCCCUCUGCGCCCACUAUACCCACACAUCUCCCCGCUGAAGAUCCACAUCCCGGAGCCGGACCUCCGGACCCUCGUCAGCCCUGUCCCUUCCCCAACUGGCACCAUCAGUGUUCCCAACUCCUGCCCUGCUAGUCCCCGAGGGGCUGGCUCCUCUGGCUAUCGCUUCGUCCAGAAUGUGACCUCCGACCUGCAGCUGGCCGCUGAGUUUGCCGCCAAGGCCGCAACGGAACAGCACACCGACCCGUCUGGGGGAGACAGCCCUAAGGACGAGUCCAAGCCACCCUACUCCUACGCGCAGCUCAUUGUCCAGGCCAUCUCAUCGGCCCAGGAGCGGCAGCUGACCCUCAGCGGCAUCUACGCCCACAUCACCAAGCAUUACCCUUACUACCGCACAGCCGACAAGGGCUGGCAGAAUUCCAUCCGGCAUAACCUCUCCCUCAACCGCUACUUCAUCAAAGUGCCGCGCUCGCAGGAGGAACCAGGCAAGGGCUCCUUCUGGCGCAUCGACCCUGCCUCAGCGGCCAAGCUGGUGGAGCAGGCCUUCCGGAAGCGCCGACAGCGGGGUGUCUCUUGCUUUCGUACCCCCUUUGGCCCGCUGUCCUCAAGGAGUGCACCAACGUCCCCCACGCAUCCUGGACUCGUGUCCCCUCGAUCUAGUGGCUUGCAGACGCCUGAGUGCCUGUCUCGUGAGGGCUCUCCCAUUCCGCACGACCCCGACUUUGGGUCCAAGUUAGCUUCUGUUCCCGAGUACCGCUGCUCCCAAAGUGCACCUGGUUCCCCUGUUAGUGCGCAGCCCGUGAUCAUGGCUGUCCCUCCUCGGCCACCCGGUUUGGUGGCUAAGCCCGUGGCCUACAUGCCAGCGUCAGUGGUGACGGGGCCGCCAGCCCCGGGCCACGCCAUCCAGUUGCUGCAGCAGGCGCCCCCCGUCACCAUGCUCAGGGUUGUCACCAGCUCUGCCAACUCCGCCAACGGUUACAUCCUAGCCAGCCAGGCCCCGCCGGGGGCCACCCAUGAGGCUUCGGGCACAGCUGUGCUAGAUCUGGGCAGCGAGGGCAGAGCCCUGGACGACAAGCCCACCAUCGCUUUUGCCACCAUCCCUGCGGCCAGUCGUGUCAUCCGGACGGUAGCCAGCCAGAUGGCUCCAGGGAUGCCCGGCCACACAGUUGCCAUCCUGCAGCCAGCCACACCCGUGAACCUUGGCCAGCACCACCUGCCUGUGCGAGCUGUUACACAGAAUGGGAAGCAUGUGGUGCCCACCUGCAGUGUGGCCAGCAGUGCCUACGCCCUCACCAGCCCCCUGCAGCUCCUGGCAGCCCAGGCCAGCUCAUCCACGCCGGUGGUGGUGACGCAGGUGUGUGAGGUGGCCCCUGAGGAACCGCCCGCUGCCGCCACACCCGCCAUCGUCAGCAGCACUGCUGCCCCCUCACCCACUGGGGAGCCCGAGGUGAAACGAUCACGUGUGGAGGCACCUGGUGGGACAGCAGUUGUCACAGCGGGCAGCCCACAGGCCCCAGGCUCCAGGGAGUGAGACCUGCGGCAUUGAAGACGAGAGCUGGAUGGGAGCUACACACAGCACUGGGCACCGACGCUCCCCACCCCAGUGCCACCCUCCUCGCCUCUCGUGCCCGCUGUGCUCUGAACUAAACCAUAGAGUUCAGGCGCCACCGUGCGUCUGGAAAUCCUUUGUCGGCACCUACCCCGUCCCCGGCCUGCACCCUCUGUCAGGAGCACACCGGCAGACAGACAAAUGGGUGGGGGCAGCCUCAGUGCCCAGUGGCAAUGCCCCAGCUGCCCUGUUCCAAAAGCCCACAGCAGAGACAAUGGCAUUCACGGGGGUCCUGCCCGUCUGAGCACCCAAGUGUCUGGUUUUGAUCUGGACUUUGGUUUGCUGUGCCCUUUCAGGGUGAGUCUCAAGGAUGGGCUGGCACCCUGCUGCUCUCUCUGUUAACUUCAAGUUAGGGUGAGGGCCCAGGCGGGAGCUGGGUACAGGCCUGUCCAGGGCUGAGCCAGACCAUGGCACUGCUCUGGCUGAUUGCGCUGUGGGCACCAUCUCUGCAGUUCCCAUGACUCCUGGGUUCCCCUGGCUUCUCUAUUAGGCUAGAGGGUGUUCAGGGAGCUGGGGCUGAGCCUCAGUGCUAAGGUUGGGGAUGGGGGGUUGGGGAGGGUGUCUCAGUCUUGGUCUUGGGAGGUGAUAGAGCUCCAGAUGGCAGCAGCCAAGGGAACCUGCAGUCUGGCUGGAGAGCGGCUGGACCUAAGUUCCAAAAGGAAGGAUUGGCUCCCCGAUUGUGGGGGUGAAGGGUCGAGCCCUUUCUGCAGGCAGCUGUGGCGGGCAAGACUGGACCUGGGUGUAAGGUCUUUGGCAUUGUCAUUCUUCAUUGGGGGGGAGGGGGUACAGAAAAUGCUAGGGGCCAGUGUCUCUCUCCACCCAUCCUGCAUUUUUUUCGUACUGUGGGGUGCGGGGAUUGGGCCCAUGGUUGGUUGGGGCCUAACUAC
This is a messenger RNA of Suncus etruscus (white-toothed pygmy shrew), 3068 nucleotides long. It is a transcript of the gene FOXK1, whose product is annotated as forkhead box K1. Bases 1 to 2103 code for a protein of 700 amino acids. The transcript is spliced from 9 exons. Gene Ontology annotation, biological process: regulation of transcription by RNA polymerase II. NCBI's taxonomy places the organism in Eukaryota, Metazoa, Chordata, Mammalia, Eulipotyphla, Soricidae. The record is from RefSeq and is a predicted model, not a curated record. Gene Ontology annotation, molecular function: protein binding; DNA-binding transcription factor activity, RNA polymerase II-specific; RNA polymerase II cis-regulatory region sequence-specific DNA binding.